Molecule: messenger RNA, 2123 nt
Organism: Haliotis rubra (blacklip abalone)
Lineage: Eukaryota; Metazoa; Mollusca; Gastropoda; Lepetellida; Haliotidae
Exons: 4
Coding region: 210-2123 (637 amino acids)
Source: RefSeq, a predicted model, not a curated record
CCUUGAUCAGGCCCCUUUGCUUGUCACAGUAAGGUUGUUUAUUACAUCAGGUGAUCAUUCUGUCCUCGAUAUCACAACCCAGCCGAACCCGACAGAGAGCAGUGUAGGAUUGUGCGAUUCCCGUGAAGAUUGUAUAUUUGUCAUCCACGCGGAGACACCUACCAUCAUUGAGGACAACUCGGGCAGGGAAUAUUGACAACUUCUAGGUCAUGGCCAGUUCAGACCCGGACAGGGAAGCCAUGGGUGGUUCAGGCGAAGCCAUGGGUGGUUCAAGCGAGGAAGAUCCUACGGUCCAUGGCGGCUCAGAUCUACACGAGGAGGAUCCUGGAAACCACUUGGCCAUUGCCAGGCUGACUGAUCGUGGACGUUUCUCUGAAGAUCAUUCGGCCAUUGCCACGCAAAGGAGUCAGCCUUUCCUGUCCAAUCCAGGGCGUGGUGGUUCUGCCUCCGCUAUCAAUGUUUCCAACUCGAAGUACGUUAAUAUUUCCACUGGACAGACAGUUCCCGGGACGGUCGGAGAUGGUACUCUCGAACUUCUUCUAAAUGAAGCCAAGAAAACAUUUGUUGAAACAGAUGUCUACAGACAGGUGAAGCGUAAACUUGAAACGUUUGGUUACGUGACAAUCUGUGGUGCCUCAGGAGAAGGGAAGACCACAAUGGCUCUGAUAUUGAGUUCACAGUACAGAAACCGAGGUUACCAGGUCGUGUUUGUGGACAGCAUUGACAAGUUUGAUUUGGACAUCUGCCUCAGUUCUACUCCAAGAGUAUUUCUCAUCAUCGAUGACAUGUUUGGUACUGUAGGCUUGUCCACUAAUGUUCUACUGAUUAAAUCAUUUCUUAAAAAUCUUCUUCUCCAUUUAGAAAACUGUAAGCAGGCCCUGAAACAAAUUCAGUCAGUUAGGAAAGAGGAAAGUAAACACAAGCAGGAUGAUGAAAGAAAAAGUCAAAGAAAGGAUAUUCGUGUCAUAUUCACAACAAAGUCAUACAACUUUCAAGGCGGACUUCCACAACUGCACUUUGUUUGUUUUCCUCUGUUUGAGGAACAAGCAGUGAUGAAUAUAACCUUACACAGUCUUUCCCCAGCAGAGGAACAGCAAAUAUAUGAGAGACAUAAGAACAUACCAGAUGACUGUUCCAAAGGUAAUCUACCCGAAUACAGUGAUUUGGAAAUACCUUCAAAAUUAUUUGGAUUCCCGCUCAUAUGUAAACUUUGUACUUUUUCAAACAAUCCUAGAAAGCUUUUCAAAGAACCAUUGUCUUAUUUGAGAGGGGAACUCACUGACAUAAUCGGUGCUAUGAAUGAUCGAUCUGCAGUGUUUGUCCUGAUGUUACUUUGUGAAGGCAGAUUACAACUGACAAAGUUAGAAAGUGAUGAUGCAGACCAGGAGUUGGAUGAGAAAGUCAACAUUGUGAUACGUCUAAUACCUACAGCAACACGCUCGGGGAUGUGUCAAGCAGCACGUAGUUUCAGAGGUACAUUUUUCACAAGAGGAGACACUGUUGCCUUUGCUCAUUCUUCAAUCUAUGAUGCAUGUGCAUGUGUUUUAUAUAAUAGCAUCAAUCCAAGCUUUGUUUUGAAGAACUGCAGUGAUGCCUUUCUGUAUGAGCGAGUACUCCAAGAAACCGUCAUAGAAACCAAAGUUGAUGAUAAUCUUCAUUUUAUUUUCAUUUCCGAAGACUAUUAUGAUCUUCUGUCCACACGGUUUGCAAAUGCUAUUAAGCAAGGACAGUUUUCAAAGUCAGUAACACAUCCAAUCCUCAAGCACAGCAAUCUAGCUGAACAGCUUCUUAAAAGACUGACAUUUGGUGAGACGAAACACAACACAAAUGAUUCAGUGGAGCAUGAUUGGAUUCACCAAAGAGAAAAAGGAAAGUGUUUCUUGUAUUGGGCUGUUCUGGGACAUAAUCCACAGUUGGUUACACAUGUGGAGACUCAAACUGGAGAAGUGUUCACAGAUGACGAGAUCACAGAAGCUAUGGAAGGCUGUGCUCAAACAAACAAGGUGACGUUACUGCAAUGGCUACUCUCAAAGACUGAUGGACAGGAUUGGACUAAUAACUGGACAGACUGCUGUUGUCUGCAGCAGAAAAUGGCAGUACUGAAACACUUUUGUAUCUUCUGA